Molecule: messenger RNA, 741 nt
Organism: Merops nubicus (carmine bee-eater)
Lineage: Eukaryota; Metazoa; Chordata; Aves; Coraciiformes; Meropidae
Gene: BTF3
Product: basic transcription factor 3
Exons: 4
Cellular component (GO): nascent polypeptide-associated complex; cytosol
Source: RefSeq, a predicted model, not a curated record
CCUGGAAAGGGUACUGCCCGCAGAAAGAAGAAGGUUGUCCACCGAACAGCUACAGCAGAUGACAAGAAACUUCAGUUUUCAUUGAAGAAACUGGGAGUCAACAAUAUUUCUGGAAUUGAAGAGGUAAACAUGUUUACCAACCAGGGAACAGUCAUUCACUUCAAUAACCCUAAAGUUCAGGCGUCUCUGGCUGCUAACACUUUCACUGUCAUCGGCCAUGCUGAGACAAAGCAGCUGACAGAAAUGCUUCCUAGCAUCUUAAACCAGCUCGGAGCUGACAGUCUGACCAGCCUGAGGAGAUUGGCAGAAGCCCUACCCAAGCAGUCUGUGGAUGGAAAAGCACCACUUGCUACUGGUGAAGAUGAUGAUGAUGAAGUUCCAGAUCUUGUUGAAAACUUCGAUGAAGCUUCAAAGAGUGAGGCAAACUGAACUAAGUGUCACUUUCUGAAUAAAACUAAAACUUGAAAAGGUUAUGGGGAGCUGCUAUUUUGUAUUAUGACUGCCUUGAUUCUAGUUCUUGAUGAGAUCUCAGGAUCUGUGAUACUUGGAAACUUCUUGAACAUGCAGCUCUUUAGUUACUGCUUGUACACAAUAUUAUUUUUGUGGCCUGACUGAGCAAAUCUAUACUUUGAAAUAAGUCAGAUUGCUAAUCUCUGCCUAGACACAACUUUUGAGUAACUUGUAUACAGGCAAACUUCUGUCUUUAAUGAACUUUGGCAUACAAUAAAAACAUGAAAGCAA